AUGGGGAAAGUGAAUCUCAAACAGAGGCAGCGUAAGAGACAAAGGAGAAAAGUGAAAAGAAAAGGUGCCUUCGAAGAAAAGAAGCAGCAAGCUGUGGAAGAGCUCGAGCAGCACAAGCAGCUCGUAGAGCAGACCCUUCGAGACGAGAAGGAACAGGAAUUGGAGGACUGCCGGACGACCAUCAUGAUCUACGACAGUGAUCUGUCGGAUCCUGCUGACGGACCAACUUCCCUGGGCGCGGGGAGCUUUGGGGUGGUCUACCUGAAGCGACUUAGAGGUGCCAACAACUCCUAUGUGGCAUGUAAGGUGGUAGACAGUGCAGCGAGGAGGGCAGACCUGCGACAGGAGGCAGAUCUCCUGGCUAGGGUGUGCCACAGACACUGGUUUCCCGUCCUCUUUGGAUGGAACCUGGAUGUGGCACAGCCAUUCCUUGUCCAGGAGUUUGUCUCCUGUCCAGCAGGUACCAGAACUGCCCUCACCCUGACGAGUGCCAUGAAGCACCCAGCAGAGCCCCUGCUGCUCAAGACGUUGGAUUUCGUCCUGAUCCUGACGGAGGUGGCCCGAGGCCUGGUCUACCUGCAUGGGGCAAGGAUUCUACACAAUGAUUUGAAACAUGACAACGUCAUGGUGACAACAAGAGACAAGCGGAUUAUUGCCAAAAUCAUUGAUUUUGGCAGUGCCUGCCAUGCUGAACAGCCUGCGAAGUUCCAUGUGCCCACCGGCAUGUCAACACACAUUGCCCCGGAGGUGGCAAAUGGGGGUGCAGUGACCAGGCUGUCUAAUAUCUACAGCUAUGGCAGACUGGUGCAGGACGUGGAGGCAGUGAUGAAGACCGGCUACCCCUGCAUGAACCAGAUCGCCACUGCCUGCUUCAGCCCUGCUCGUGCCGACGACAGGCCAGACAUUGAGCCUAUCAUCAGGCUACUGGAGACUGCAGGGCACUAG
Molecule: messenger RNA, 945 nt
Organism: Branchiostoma floridae (Florida lancelet)
Lineage: Eukaryota; Metazoa; Chordata; Leptocardii; Amphioxiformes; Branchiostomatidae
Product: cysteine-rich receptor-like protein kinase 27
Exons: 4
Coding region: 1-945 (314 amino acids)
Biological process (GO): protein phosphorylation
Molecular function (GO): ATP binding; protein kinase activity
Source: RefSeq, a predicted model, not a curated record